Molecule: messenger RNA, 2751 nt
Organism: Dujonia railenensis
Lineage: Eukaryota; Fungi; Ascomycota; Pichiomycetes; Serinales; Debaryomycetaceae
Source: the annotation of a GenBank genome assembly
AUGAAUUUCAAUGAAUUGCAGAGUAACGGGGACCAGAACUACCAAGGUCACCAGCAGCAACAACAGCAGCACAUCCCCAUGCAACAACAGCAGCAACAGCAACAGCAAGCUCAGCAACAACCCCAGCAAAACAUGGACCAGAAUAGAAACCUCUACUCCAUGUUACCACCUCAAUUCCAAAACUUGACCCCUCAACAGCUUCAGCAGUUGAGACUGCAACCUCAAUUCCAGACUAUCAUGAGGAACUAUCUUCAGAGACAACAGCAGCUUCAGCAACAACAGCAACACCAGCAGGGCCAGCAAGGUCCAGGACAGUCUAUGAAUGUUAACCCAUUGAUGCAACAGCCACAACUGCAACAAAUUCAACAACCACUUCAGCAGCAAAUGAAUCCACAGAUGUCACAGCAGAUGCAGCUUCAACAGCAACUUCAGCAACAGAGAAUGCAACAGUUGCGACAACAACAGAUGAACUCUCAGCAAAGUGCACCACAACUGAGAGGAGCACAGGGAAAUGACAAUGGUGCAGCUCAACAGCUGCAACUUUACCAACAACAACAACAACAACAACAACAACAACAACAGCUUGCUGCUCAAAGAGGGAACCCAUCCUUGAACCAAGCUUAUAUCCAAAGACAGCAGCACCAACAACAGCAAGGUCCUAUUCAGAGUACUGGAGGAGUAAUCGGUGGCCAGGUUCCUUUGCCCCAGCAAAUGCACCUCCAGCAGCAGCAACAGCGUUCUAGGCAACCGCUGCUGGGCCAAAGUCAACAGUCACCACAAUUAAUGCAACAGCAGGGCAAUUUCCUGCAACAGCAGCUUCUUCAACAGCAGCAGCAACAGGCCCUUGCCCAAGGUCAAAUCCCCCACCCACGUCAGCAAAUUCCACAGCAUCAACAACAGCUUCCUCAGCAACAGCAACAGCAACACUUCCAACAGCAGCAACAUCUUCAGCAGCAGCAAAACCCCCACCAGCUUCAACAACAAGGACCAGCUCACCAACAGCAGGGAGUAAGAGUGGGCUCGAUUCCUGGAGGACCUCCACAGCAAGUCAUCGCAGGACAAAACCAACAGAUCCGCCAACUACUGCAAGGUCAGGGAGUUCCAGGACAGCAGGCCCUUGGAAAGCCAGUUGGAGGUGGGCCCUUGGUGAAUGGUGUUCCGCCAGCAAUACAGGGUCCUGUUCAUAGUGCUCAAAGCAUAAAUACCAGUCAACUUACUUCAACUACGUUUAAUGAGGUAAUUCCUCAGAAAAAUUUAAGCUCAUUGACGGAAUGGUCUGAUAAACUUAAGAAAGAAGGAGAACCAGUGCCUACUGAUGUGUUGGUAUAUGAAUCCAUAAUUCAGAAAGAUAGCAAGUUUAUGGGUAAAAUGACAAACCAAUUGAACAGCAGUAAGAGGUUGCUAGAUGGGUUGGUCCAAGAUAUCAAAUCAUAUACGGAUAUCAAGCAAUUAAGAAUGAAUGCUAUUGCCUUGAGUCAUAAAGGACAUUUCAAUAACAGUAUCUGGGGUGAAGGUUACCAGGGAUAUGGUAAUGGUAUUAGUAACACAUUUACAAGAUUGAUCUUACCAAAGGAUUUAGAUAAGUACACAUCACAACCUUUUAAAACCAUUGCUGCAGCAGAAAAUUUAAUCACGGAUUUACAGAUGAAUGAGAGGAUAAAAGAGCAGGAAGGGAAGGGUAAUGAUUUGGUUCCAAUCAGACUUGAAUUCGACAACGAAAGGGAUAGAUUUAAAUUACGUGAUACAUUCCUUUGGAAUUUGAAUGAAAACUGUCUUUCUUUAGAGAAUUUUGUUGCUGUUUUGAUUGAUGACUAUAAGUUCAUCCCUCCACAGAGUUUUGAAAAUAUAUUGGGCUCAAUAAAAGAACAAAUUCGAGAUUUUAAAAAGAAACCACAAUCCACAAUGGGAGAAUUAAGAGUUCCUUUAAAGAUUGACAUCACAAUCAACAAUACACAACUUGUUGAUCAAUUUGAGUGGGAUAUAUUCAACUUUGAAGAAAAUGACCCGGAAGAGUUUGCAGUAGUAUUAUGUGAUGAAUUAAAACUUCCAGGUGAAUUUACCACUGCCAUUUCUCACAGUAUUAGGGAACAGGUCCAAUUAUUCCACAAGGCAUUAUUCUUGAUUGGGUACAGUUUUGAUGGAUCUAUUGUGCAUGAGGAUGAAAUAAGAAGUCAUAUUUUACCACAAUUAAGAAUAUCCACUGGAGGUAGAAGGGAUGGAAUGGGCACUCUUAGUGAUGAAUUCUAUUCAAUUUUGAGAAAUCCAAGUUCUGUGGCUGAUAACACUCCAACAUUAAUAAAAUUGACACAAUUGGAGUUGGAUAGACUUGACAAGGAGAUGGAAAGAGAAGCUAGAAGAAAGCGUAGACACAAUUUGACGGAAGAUGGUGGAUUGGUUGGAGGUAAAGAAUUGAAUGGUUCUGGUGGGAGCAAUGCUGGAAGCGGUAGAUCUGGGACUUCAUCACGUAGAGCAGCAGCAUUGCAUGGUGGAGCUAGAGGUGGUGGUUCAGCAUUGCCAGACUUGUCCGAUUAUCCAAAGACAUUUAGAACACCGGCACCUUCUUCUGUUCUUCCAGGUGGAGUUGAUUUAGGAGUACCAGACAUUUAUGGAUACAAUGAAAUUGCUGUACAGAGAACUCUGAUCAAGAACCCGGAAUACAAGCCCCCACCUGUUGAAAAUAGAAAUAAUAGAGUUAGGUAUUCACAUGACACUGUCAACGGUAGGUUUAUUGUUAAUAUUAAGUUGAGAUGA